AUGGCGGAUCUGCCGAGCCUUAACAGUACGACGAGUCUCUCGGACAAUGUGGCGCUGCGCAACUACUACGAUAAUCUGCUGUUCCGCAACAACAGUGGGAAGUCGUUGACGGACCUGGCGCGCAAGGGCGGCGAGGAAGGUGAGCGGGAGGAGCGGCCGCAGAUGGACUUCAUCAACGGGUUCAGGAGCCCGGGCUUUGCGGGGGAUGCGGCCACGAGCGCGAGCUCGCGGCCGGCGACGGCGGGGCCGGGAUCGUACCGCACGGAUGGGCGCGCGGGGAGUGGGCAAGCGUAUGGGUCACUGCUACAUCACAAGCACAUGUUCAGUCUGGGCGUGGGCUACGAGCCUGGGACGGAGGCAGCGAGCGCGCCUCCGUCGCUAGGGCAGCUGCAGUACUCGUACCAGCCCAUGAUGGGUCUGGUGCAGCACCAGGGGUCGCCGGCGCAGUCGCGCGACAACAGCCUGACUAUGGGCAGCGCAGUCAGCCCGAUGGCGAUGGGUGGCGUGUACGGCUCGCUCGCUCCGCACGGGCUGUCGGCGAAUUCAACGCUGUACCAGGCAAGUAGCGCCGGCAACAACGGACUCGGGGGGUACCUGCCUCAGGAGCCCCAUGGGUUUGCAUCUACGCGGCGCUCCUCCUACAUAUCGGACCAGCUCAUCCAUGGCCAUCAGCAGUCGAUGCCGAUGCAGCACUUAUAUGACAGCAGCUGUCCUGCAGGCAACGCGCUCGCGUUCCACUCCCAGCACUCCUCGCACAUGCAGCCUACCCAGGGAGGACAAUCACAGGCGCAACAACAGGGUCAGUCGCAACCACGGUCGCAGUCGCAGCCGCAGCCGCAGGCGCAGUCACAGGUCCACAACAUACAACGCAGUAGACCACCGUACCCGCAGAAACACGCGAGUGUACCGCAGAUUAACUACUCGGCAGGCGGGGCCGUAUCGACUUCCGGCGCUGGCGACAGCUGCAGUUCUGCGACUAAGGUUGGCGAGCAGCAGGGCGGCACGUUCCCGCUCGAUAACGGACUUGUGCUCUGCAACGGGCUAAUUGUUUCUUCCUCAGAUCUGCGGCAGCUGUACCGCAGUAGCAGUGGCCACUACUUUUCAGCACUGGAGUGCUUCAAAUUCAUUGACAAUAUCAAGGACAUUCUCUUGGGUGACAGAUGCGGCACCGCAUCGGGCAGUUCUUCUCGGCAGCGCGAGAUGAUACUGAAGUUUGUGGGUUUCUUGAAGAGCUGUAAUUUAAACUAUAACCCACAAUCAGAUGCUUUUGUCUCGAGUUCGCAACAUAGGCGGUCCUCCACAAGUUCUUACCUCCAUUACAAGCCCUUAGUUCUGGUGGCUCUCAAGAAUGGGAAGUUGGAGCUGUUAUCUCUUCCUCAGUCGACCAACCUCAAUAUGGCCCGCGAGGACUUGGUGAUCAUUGAUGGCGAUCGGGGCAAAGACCUCGCAAUGGUCAUUGAACCGAAAGUCGACAUAGACUUAGCGCUCUUUAUUAAUUUCCUCAAGAAGAAGAUUCACUUUGACUCCCUCAUUACUGCGGUUGAUCAGCACUACCCCAAUGAACAUUUUAUACAGGCUCUUAUGGACAGCACCAACAACGGCUCCGGUAAAGACGAGCUCAACCACAAGCUCUAUGACGUUAUUGAGCUCACACAGCUCAUUAUUCCGAGUAAGCAGGUGCUGCGCUUUGCUACUCCCUGGGAGGUAUCCACCAAUUUACACAGCAAGUUUCAAGACGAACUGAAGGCGCUCCACAUUGCACAGCUGAAACUCAAGACCUUGAACAAUGGGACCGCUGCAAGCGGUGGCUCCGUUGCGUCAGCUGCCACGCAGGGCGCGCCCUCCUCCGCCUCCAAGUCCGCCUCCCACAGCUCCGCCUCUGCCCCAGGCAACAGCCAGAGCGCCCGUUCUCUAAACAUCAAGAUCCUCAACGCGGAGUUUCAGUUCGAUCGUAAGAAGUUGACUUUCUACUACGUGUGCCAGGAGCGCAAUGACUUCCGCGAGCUGAUCAAAGAACUCUUCAAGUUUUAUAAGACUAGGAUCUGGCUCUGCGCCAUCCCAAACAACCUGGGUGUUGACAAGAAGUACUAUGAUGAGCACAAGAAGGAAUGGGCCAUGUACCAGGAGAUGAUGAAGCACUAUGCCAACGAGGACCUUGUCGACACCAACAUGCAGGGCGGGUUUAUCGUCGCGCCGCCACUCCACGAAAUAGAGCUGGACAACUUCCAGCUCGGCGUCUACAAGGAGCUCGUAACUAGCAUGUUCCCCUGA
Eremothecium gossypii ATCC 10895 is the source of this 2271-nucleotide messenger RNA. RefSeq names its product PSP1 family protein. The transcript has a single exon. Bases 1 to 2271 code for a protein of 756 amino acids. NCBI's taxonomy places the organism in Eukaryota, Fungi, Ascomycota, Saccharomycetes, Saccharomycetales, Saccharomycetaceae. The record is from RefSeq and is marked provisional. Gene Ontology annotation, cellular component: cytoplasm.